CAAAUAUGCACCAGUGCUACCAUCCGACCCUCAAGAGCGGGGCCAGGACCCAUCAACCCAUUUCCGGCUUAGCCGAGCUUUACCAGCAGUCCACUUGGGACAGUUGACAUCAUCGGCAGGGGCACAUCUCAGAUGCCGCCUCGAAGCGUGAAGCUUGAAGCUUAAAACACAUCCAUACCUGUAUAUCAAGCUGUCUCGGGCUCAAGCAACACCAUUCACUAUACAGCAGAAGAGUCAAAGACAGAAACAGGCAGACAUUCACCAAAUCCCGCACCUAAGAUGGCUUCAAAUCAAAAACCACUGAUAGAUCAGCUGGACAAAGACAAACUCAAACAGAAACUCGAUGUCUCCCACUUCGACUUUAACGCCAUCCUCCGAGGCGCCCAAUUGACCAUGGUUGGUGCUCACCGCGCGAUGCAAAACCCGGACCUCUUCACUUCUGAGCACUACAAGCAAGCUGCCAUUGCCGUCGGAGCCGGAAUCGCCAUUCGUCUUCUCAUCGUCAUCCCUCUUGUCCUCCUCCGGAUUCUCUUCUGGGUGCUCUCCUUCUUCGUCAACAUCCCCUGGGACGAGUCAUUCUUCACCUUCAUCGAAGAGCAUGUCCUCCAAUUUCCCCUCUUCUUCAUGAGCCUGGUCCGCUACAUCACACCUACUCUCGACGACUUGUUCAUGGAUAGCCUGCAGUGGGUGGAUAUGACGUAUAUUCAGAAACAUAAACAUGACGAGGACCCGUCCAAGCUGAGGGCUAUGUACUACCCCAGCCUGAGAUUGUACAAGAAGAGCGAUGGGAGCACCAACUCGACGAGCACGGCGGAGAACGUGAGUAUGUUUCUGUUUCGGUUCGCGAGACGGGGCGCGAUUAGCUUGGGGGUGUUUUUGCUGAGUUACUUGCCGUAUGUGGGGCGGUUUGUGCUGCCUGCUGCUAGUUUCUACACGUUUAACAAGGCUGUCGGGCUGGGACCGGCCGGGAUUAUCUUCGGAACGGGGAUUCUGCUGCCUAGGAGGUAUCUGGUUAUCUUCUUGCAGAGCUACUUUGCUAGUAGAGGCCUGGUCAGAGAGCUGUUGGAGCCCUACUUUGCGAGAAUCAAGUUUACCAAGGAGCAGAAGAAACAGUGGUUCCGGAGCCGUGAGGGGCUCUUGUUUGGAUUCGGCAUUGGAUUUUACACGCUGUUGAAGACUCCAUUGUUGGGAGUGUUGAUUUAUGGCAUUGCCGAAGCUAGCACUGCCUAUCUCAUUACCAAGAUCACCGACCCCCCUCCGGCCCCGGCCGAGGCCAAAGAGUUUGCAGCCGGUCAGGUCGAGUGGAAGAACAAGCAAAAGUUCCUAAGCCUGAGCCUCGACAAACUCGAUACACUCCACGACAAGCCGCCUGCCUACUCCGAGACAGAUCCACACCCAGAGGCAAAACCGAUAACUGAGCAAUGA
Podospora pseudopauciseta is the source of this 1425-nucleotide messenger RNA. RefSeq lists its product as uncharacterized. Lineage: Eukaryota; Fungi; Ascomycota; Sordariomycetes; Sordariales; Podosporaceae. The transcript is spliced from 3 exons. The record is from RefSeq and is a predicted model, not a curated record. The coding region runs from base 280 to 1425 and encodes 381 amino acids.